CACAAAAAAUAAGAGUGACUCGAUAUUCGUUUGUUGGCCCGUGGUUAUGUGUGUGUGUGAGAGAGAGCAGCAGGAGGAAGACUGGUGGCUUUCUUUAGAGCUGACGGGGACGGACAGAAAACAAUACCGAAUACGUGCUCAUACCCGAUUCACUCUGCUGCUGAGUCGCACCGGUCAAUAAAAGUUCACUUUUGGGAGACGUAAAAAUGGGGAUCCGCAAAAAGACCAACAAGAACCCGCCGGUGUUGAGCCACGAGUUUAUCAUCCAGAACCAUGCCGAUAUUGUGUCCUGUGUUGCUAUGGUGUUCCUCCUCGGGUUGAUGUUUGAGGUCACCUCGAAGGUUGCAGUGCUGUUCAUCACGGUCCAAUACAACAUUACCAUCUCUGCAAACGAGGGCCUGCCAGAGGAGAGUGUGGUGAACCACUUCCACCACGGUCUGCAGGAUGUGGCUACGGUCUUCUUCUACAUGCUGGUGGCUAUCAUUAUCCACGCCAUCAUUCAGGAGUAUGUUCUGGACAAAAUCAACCGGAAGAUGCACUUCUCGAAGACCAAGCACAGCAAGUUCAACGAGUCAGGCCAGCUCUCUGCCUUCUACCUGUUCUCCUUCGGAUGGGGAACCAACAUCCUCAUGUCGGAGAACUUCCUGUCCAACCCAGUGAAUCUGUGGGAAGGCUACCCCCAUACCUUGAUGCCGUUUCAGAUGAAGUUCUUUUUCAUCUGUCAGAUGGGCUACUGGCUUCACGCUCUGCCCGAGCUCUACUUUCAGAAGACCAAGAAGGAGGAUAUUCCUCGGCAGUUGGUGUAUAUCGCUCUGUACUUGGUCCACAUCGCAGGAGCCUACAUCCUCAAUCUGAAUCGUCUGGCUCUGGUCCUGCUGGUGUUGCACUGCUUCGUAGAGCUUCUCUUCCACGUGUCCCGCCUGGUCUACUUCAGCAACGAGAAGAGACAGACUGGGUUUACUGUCUGGGCAGUACUGUUUGUUCUUGGACGGCUGCUCACCCUGUCCCUGUCUGUCCUGACUGUGGGUUUCGGCCUGUCCAACGCUGAUGAACAGGUACUGGACCUGGCUAUCGGAAACUUCAACGUGCUCUUUGUUCGGAUCACUGUGCUGGCGACCAUCUGUGUGACUCAGGCCUUCAUGAUGUGGAAGUUCAUCAACUUCCAGCUGAGGAGGUGGAGAGAGCAGGCCCAGGCCCAGCCUGUGAAACCCAAGAAGCCCCAAGCUCCCAAGAGCAAGUCCAAGAAAGACAAAGCCAAUGGAGUGAACGGAGUAAGUUCCAACGGAGCUGAUUCGCCGAGAUCAAAGAAAGAGAAAUCCUCAUAAAGUCCCCCCUCCAAUCCCUACUCACCCCAAAAAGACUCCCUUAUAUCCUGUCCCCCUCAACCCUCCAACCCCUACCCACCCCAAAAAGACUCCCUUAUAUCCUGUCCCCCUUCAACCCCUACCCACCCCAAAAAGACUCCCUUAUAUCCUGUCCCCCUCAGCCCCUACCCACCCCAAAAGACCCCUAUAUCCUGUCC
Molecule: messenger RNA, 1522 nt
Organism: Oncorhynchus tshawytscha (Chinook salmon)
Lineage: Eukaryota; Metazoa; Chordata; Actinopteri; Salmoniformes; Salmonidae
Gene: tram1
Product: translocation associated membrane protein 1
Exons: 11
Coding region: 207-1325 (372 amino acids)
Biological process (GO): protein insertion into ER membrane; SRP-dependent cotranslational protein targeting to membrane, translocation
Cellular component (GO): endoplasmic reticulum membrane
Source: RefSeq, a predicted model, not a curated record